AUGGACCCCUCCGCGGGUCGCGACCGCGCGCAAGAGAGUACGGCGGACAGCGCGGGGCCCCGUCCUCAGCCGCCUGCCGCACCUCGUUUCCGCAUCCCUGCGCAUCCGUCGGCGUCAGAGCCCGUCCGGCGCCUGGAGCGCGGAUUGUCUCUUCCGCAUCAGGGCGGAGCGCGCCCAACCUCCCCUGAGUAUUCGUGGGCGCCGGCGCGAGUUGCGUCGAAUCAACAGGCUGGCCCGCCGCCUGACGAGCGUGGGCGGGCACCUCUGCGCCAGCCCCCGCAGCCGCAGUCCCCACGGCGUCGCUCUCCCGGUCCGCGCGAGGCUCGCCGCCGCGGUGCGGAUGGAGAGCGCUCUCCUGCGAGCCCUCGUUCUCCUCAACGCCGUUCUCCCCCAGGUCGGCCAGGCCGGCACUCACCGCGAGCACGAUCCCCCGCGCAGCGCUCUCCGCGUCGAUCUCCGGCGAGGCGGGGAAGGGGGUCGCCAGGGCGUCACUGGGAUUCGGGCCGCCGUGAACAGUCUCCCCCGCGUCCGCAAUCGGCUGGAUCUGGAGGCCGACGGGGCCGGUGGAACGGCGGUGGUCGUGGCGGGAACAGGCGCGGGCAGGAUCCUGCCCUCGAUAGGGCCACAAAUGUGUUUGCAGAAAUGGUGCGGCAGGCGCGGGCGACUGGGGAGGGGGCACACGUGCACAUUGCGGUGACCAACGGCCCUCCCCCCGACUCGGGCUCUGGCCUGGCCGCCCCUCUGCGCGUGCCGAUGCUGCGCGACUACCUGCCCGCGCGGGAGGCGAGGGCUCAGUAUCGCUUCCCUCGUCCGGUCCCGCGAUUCUCUUCGCCGCACUUCUCUGUUGCUCGGACUCCUGGCUGGCCGGAGUCGAUUCCGCGCGCAGCUCCGACUGCACCUCCCCCCACUCGCUUGGGGAGAGACCCCAUGCCGAACAUGUGCCGGAUUCUGAAUCUGGCGGAGGCGUGCGAGGUGGUGGCGAAUCUGCAGCUGGCGGUGUGUGGGGCCACGCGGAGCUUUCCGAGCAGUUACGGUCCAGGAUCCCGAGGAUCCUGCGUGUCCUUGGUAGAAUCUCUCGAGUCGCCGUUGGCACCCGUGUCGGAAGCGCCCGCCGGGGUAGCGCCCUUAGCCCGUACUUUCCCCCGCCACGUGGGGGAGCUUGUGGAGGCCGCUCGAGUCGGGACCCCGGUGGACACAGUUCAGUCGUCGGCGCAUCUCCUGCUUUCGAUGUCGGCGUGCAUGCGGUCCAUGCUGGAGGCUGAGGGGGCGGAGCCGUACACGAUGUAG
Molecule: messenger RNA, 1287 nt
Organism: Closterium sp. Yama58-4
Lineage: Eukaryota; Viridiplantae; Streptophyta; Zygnematophyceae; Desmidiales; Closteriaceae
Source: the annotation of a GenBank genome assembly